GACCAGACGUUUGAAAUUUGUUUAUAUGAGAGAUGUGGCAGAGGGGCUGAAGAUAGCCUAAUGUUUUUAUAAUUUCUGCAACACUAAACUUUUUAAAUCAACAAUUAUGGAAGACCAAAAGGAAAAUGUGAUGGAGAAAUAUGCCUCCAGGAGAAAUAGCCGCAGGUCUUCGAUCCUGAAGGAGUCUCCAGGCAGGAAGCCCCUGGUGGCCAUGGAGAGCAAUCACCAUUCCAGACGCUCUCUCAAGAGGGUUUCCUUUGCUGAUACUAACACAAUAAAAGAAUUUUUGGCCACAAUGGGAGCAAGCACAGAGUGGAACAGCACAUAUGAGGCCCCUGCACCUCAAGACUCCUCUGCCUCCAUGGAUAUCACUACACUUGGUCCUAAGUCUGAUGGGUUGGACAUGACUUUGGUUGCACAAGAUGAGCAGGAUGAUGCUGGCACUGUGGAUCAGAAAAACCUGCAGUUGGAGACUUCAACCUUUCUCAGCCAGUUCUUGAAUAUGAAGCCAAGCUCAUCCUCAGCACCUGAAAUACCAUCUGAGAGGGAAGAACCUUGCUCUCAGUCCAAGGACAACCUGCACAUGGAGACUUCUGCAUUCCUGAAUCAGUUCUUGAACAUGAGUCCUGGUUCAGAAGCAACACAGGAGUCUAGAUCAGGUCCCCAAGAUGACCCUGGGCAGGACAUGUUACUCUCCCAGUCACAAGAUAACCUUUGUACGGAUACUACAACCUUCCUCAGUCAGUUCUUGAACCUGCAACCUGGUUCAUCAACAGAACAGACUGGUCAUCCUAGCACAUUCCAGGCUGCUCUGGCUGUGAAUCCAUCUGUUGCAGGUAAAACUGUGGUCCAGGGACAUAGGCUGCCUCAGGAUGAUGUAACACAGAUCAGUGCAGACAUGGAAAUGACAUGUCCAGCCGGCCAAAUGCCAAAAUUCACAGGGAGUGAUAUGACGCAGAAAAUCAGUGCAGACAUGGAAAUGACAUGUCCAGCCGGCCAAAUGCCAAAAAUCACAGGCAGUGAUAUGACACAGAAGAUCAGUGCAGACAUGGAAAUGACGUGUCCAGCCGGCCAAAUGCCAAAAUUCAUAGGGAGUGAUAUGACACAGAAAAUCACUGCAGACAUGGAAAUGACAUGUCCAGCUGGCCAAAUGCCAAAAUUCACAGGGAGUGAUAUGACGCAGAAAAUCAGUGCAGACAUGGAAAUGACGUGUCCAGCCGGCCAAAUGCCAAAAUUCACAGGCAGUGAUAUGACGCAGAAGAUCAGUGCAGACAUGGAAAUGACGUGUCCAGCCGGCCAAAUGCCAAAAAUCACAGGGAGUUACAUGACACAGAAGUUCACUGCAGACAUAGAAAUGACAUGUCCAGCCGGCCAAAUGCCAAAAUUCACAGGCAGUGACAUGACACAGAAGAUCAGUGCAGACAUGGAAAUGACAUGUCCAGCCGGCCAAAUGCCAAAAAUCACAGGGAGUGACAUGACACAGAAAAUCGCUGCAGACAUGGAAAUGACAUGUCCAGCUGGCCAAAUGCCAAAAUUCACAGGGAGUGACAUGACACAGAAGAUCAGUGCAGACAUGGAAAUGACAUGUCCAGCUGGCCAAAUGCCAAAAUUCACAGGGAGUGACAUGCCACAGAAGAUCAGUGCAGACAUGGAAAUGACAUGUCCAGCCGGCCAAAUGCCAAAAUUCACAGGCAGUGACAUGCCACAGAAGAUCAGUGCAGACAUGGAAAUAACAUGUCCAACCGGCCAAAUGCCAAAAUUCACAGGCAGUGACAUGACACAGAAGAUCAGUGCAGACAUGGAAAUGACAUGUCCAGCCGGCCAAAUGCCAAAAAUCACAGGCAGUGACAUGCCACAGAAGAUCAGUGCAGACAUGGAAAUGACAUGUCCAGCCGGCCAAAUGCCAAAAUUCACAGGCAGUGACAUGCCACAGAAGAUCAGUGCAGACAUGGAAAUGACAUGUCCAGCUGGCCAAAUGCCAAAAUUCACAGGCAGUGACAUGCCACAGAAGAUCAGUGCAGACAUGGAAAUGACAUGUCCAGCCGGCCAAAUGCCAAAAUUCACAGGGAGUGACAUGACACAGAAAAUUACUGCAGACAUGGAAAUGACAUGUCCAGCCGGCCAAAUGCCAAAAUUCACAGGGAGUGACAUGCCACAGAAGAUCAGUGCAGACAUGGAAAUGACAUGUCCAGCCGGCCAAAUGCCAAAAUUCACAGACAGUGACAUGACACAGAAAAUCACUGCAGACAUGGAAAUGACAUGUCCAGCCGGCCAAAUGCCAAAAUUCACAGGGAGUGAUAUGACACAGAAGAUCAGUGCAGACAUGGAAAUGACAUGUCCAGCUGGCCAAAUGCCAAAAUUCACAGGCAGUGACAUGCCACAGAAGAUCACUGCAGACAUGGAAAUGACAUGUCCAGACUAAUGCCAAAAUUCACAGGCAGUGACAUGCCACAGAAGAUCACUGCAGACAUGGAAAUGACAUGUCCAGCUGGUCAAAUGCCAAAAUUCACAGGCAGUGACAUGACACAGAAAA
Molecule: messenger RNA, 2533 nt
Organism: Penaeus vannamei (Pacific white shrimp)
Lineage: Eukaryota; Metazoa; Arthropoda; Malacostraca; Decapoda; Penaeidae
Source: RefSeq, a predicted model, not a curated record